Messenger RNA from Sebastes umbrosus (honeycomb rockfish), 1350 nucleotides. RefSeq lists its product as uncharacterized. The coding region runs from base 225 to 884 and encodes 219 amino acids. The record is from RefSeq and is a predicted model, not a curated record. NCBI's taxonomy places the organism in Eukaryota, Metazoa, Chordata, Actinopteri, Perciformes, Sebastidae. Gene Ontology annotation, cellular component: external side of plasma membrane. Gene Ontology annotation, biological process: immune response; cell surface receptor signaling pathway; positive regulation of T cell proliferation. The transcript is spliced from 5 exons.
ACCAGCUGGAACUGGAACUGGAACAGUUUGCUGUGUGACUGAAGCUGAAAAAACAAAGUUAACCUCAAAAGAUGAACAGGAAACAGAAAACCACACCAGCAGCAGCGGAACUGGUGUUGCUCACAGUCUCGUAGUUUAUUCCUGUGGUGCGACAGAAGAGACACAAGGAUGAAGAUGAUCUACAGCAUCCUGCUGCUCCUCAGUCUGACCUCCUGUGUCUCUGGAUGAAGAUGAUCUACAGCAUCCUGCUGCUCCUCAGUCUGACCUCCUGUGUCUCUGGACCAUUUGAAUUGAAUGUGAAACAGACCUCCUAUCAGGCAGAGGAGAACCACAACAUCACACUGGAGUGGAUGUUCACACCCAGAACCAACAGUUCCCCCAAAUCACUAUUUAUCUACUGUGAACUGUCGGCUGAUCUCAAAGCCUCAGUCCUGUUUCAUCUCCAUGAAGGUGUUGAGGUCCCAGAGUCUCAGGAUGAACAGUUUACAGGACGAGUCCAGUGGGACAAAGACGUCCUCAGAGACGGACGAAUCAGUCUUCACAUGUCCAGACUCAGGAUUAAUGACUCUGGUUGGUACCAGUGUGACGUGCGGACAGGUUAUGGUAGUGGCUCUAGGAUAUGUCGCCUCAAUGUCACAGCAGCUGCUGAUGAGCCCAAACCUCCGACACCAACAAUGAGACCACAACCAGAGAGUCGGGGAAGGAUCGUCCUCUACGUUGUACUGACAGCAGCUCUACUGGCUCUCUGUGCUGGACUCUUCUUUGCCUUCAGUCAUAAACGUACUCGUAGGCCUUGUGGAGGAAACAAUGAAACAGACGUACAACCGAAUCUAAAUGACCCGGGGGAGGAUAUACCUCUGGAGGAUUACAGAGAGAGGAGAUGAUAGUGGCAUUGUCAAUAUGAGCAAAAAUAUAAAAUGUCACAGAAUGAUGCAUGUUUUUGAGAUACAGUGUAAAUAUAGAACACACAGCAUUUUUAGCUUUAUAAAAUGUUUAACUAUGUUGUAUGUGUAAGGCAGUAGUCCCCAUCCAGAUCCCCAUCCAGAAUGGAGCAAUUAUCCAUGUUUGUCCCUUACAGGACACCGUAGUUCUGAAAUUGAUGGUGCAUCCCAAAGCUCUUAUUUGUCGUUUCCUCGCUCCUCGCUCCUCGAUUGAACCGGAAGUUGUUCUGGUGCGCCAUCUUGAAGAACGUCCCAAAGCUCUUAUUUCUGCACCGAGGAGCGAGGAUUGAGGAUAAACCAGUGCAUCCUUCACGGAAGUCUUUUACCGACCGACACGCCCCCUUAUUGGAUAUCAGUUACUGAUUGGACGCUGCUGCCGACCGCACUGAUCUGAUAACUUUACCUCUCA